Messenger RNA from Indicator indicator, 2207 nucleotides. RefSeq names its product twinfilin actin binding protein 2 (gene TWF2). Gene Ontology annotation, cellular component: myofibril; cytoplasm; actin filament. Bases 1 to 1050 code for a protein of 349 amino acids. The transcript has 9 exons. The record is from RefSeq and is a predicted model, not a curated record. Gene Ontology annotation, biological process: actin filament depolymerization; regulation of lamellipodium assembly; positive regulation of neuron projection development. Lineage: Eukaryota; Metazoa; Chordata; Aves; Piciformes; Indicatoridae. Gene Ontology annotation, molecular function: actin filament binding; actin monomer binding.
AUGACUCACCAGACCGGCAUCCACGCCACCACGGAGCUAAGAGACUUCUUUGCCAAAGCCCGAAGCGGUUCGGUUCGGCUCAUCAAGGUCGUCAUCGAGGAGGAACAGCUCGUGCUGGGAGCCCACAAAGAGCUGUCCCGACGCUGGGACGCUGACUAUGACGCCUUGGUGCUGCCCUUGCUGGAUGAGCAGCAGCCGUGCUACGUGCUGUACCGCCUGGACAGCCAGAACGCCCAGGGCUACGAGUGGCUCUUCAUCUCCUGGUCCCCCGACAGCUCCCCGGUCCGGCUGAAGAUGCUGUACGCUGCAACCAGAGCAACGGUGAAGAAGGAGUUUGGUGGGGGGCACAUAAAGGAUGAGAUGUUUGGAACAGUGAAGGAGGACGUGUCUCUGAGUGGUUACCAAAAGCAUGUGUCCUCCUGCUCCGCCCCAGCCCCCCUGACUGCAGCUGAACAGGAGCUCCAGCAGAUCCGCAUCAAUGAGGUGAAGGCAGAGAUCAGUGUGGAGAGCAAGCACCAGACUCUGCAGGGCCUGGCCUUCCCCCUGCAGCUGGAUGCUCAGCAAGCCAUCCAGGCGCUCAAGCAGAAGAAAAUCAACUACAUCCAGUUGAAGCUGGAUCUGGAGCGGGAGACCAUUGACCUGGUGCACACAAGCCCCACGGAGAUCACUGACCUGCCCAAGAGGAUCCCCCAGGACUCAGCUCGUUAUCAUUUCUUCCUGUACAAGCACUCACAUGAGGGAGACUAUCUGGAGUCUGUUGUCUUUAUCUACUCCAUGCCCGGGUACAAAUGCAGCAUCAAGGAGCGCAUGCUCUACUCCAGCUGCAAGAGCCGGUUGCUGGACACUGUGGAGCAGGAGUUUUGCCUGGAGAUAGCCAAGAAGAUCGAGAUCGACGAUGGAGCUGAGCUGACAGCGGAGUUCCUCUACGAGGAGGUGCACCCCAAGCAGCAUGCCUUCAAGCAGGCCUUCGCCAAGCCCAAGGGGCCCGUGGGCAAACGGGGACAGAAGAGGCUGAUCAAGGGGCCAGGCGAGAACGGCGAGGACAGUUAGAUCCCCAGCACCGGGCGGUGAACGGACAGCAUCCCUGCGGCGCUUCCCGCCUUCCUCUCUGCUGGCCUGGGGAUCUUUCCCUCCAUCUCAGUCUUUUUCUUUUCCCUUUUUUUUUUUUUUUCCUGUUUCAUUCCUUUUUUAAACAUCAGGAUGGCUUGUUGCACCUGGGGGCAGAGUGAUGGGGAUGGUUCAGGGGCUGUCAGUGUCCUCUUUUCCCUGCGUCCUUGUUCGAGCCCCGGGGCUGCCGGCAGAGGACAGGAGCAGCGGGGCCGUGUCCCCCAGCCUUGCUCCUGUCCCCCCUGGGGUCAGAGCCGCUGCUGUCGGUGCCCCUGGGUGACUGAAGGACAUGCGUGCCUGCAAGCUGCACUAUGCAAAGGGAAGGGGAUGGCGUCGAGGAUUCCUGUUUGAAAAGAGAAAAUGCUUCUUUCCCUGCUCCCCUGGCCCCCAGGUUUUGCUCCUCUGUCCCAUUCAUGGUGUGCAAGGACCCUCUGCCCCAGACCUGGAGUGAUCCUGCACCCCCUGAGGGUGCGGGCAGGACCCCUCACUGUGGGGUGAGCUUUACUGGCACAGGUGUGUCUGUGGGACUGGCCAGUGGGAGACAGAAGGUCUCCCCUGAGUACUGAGCUCAGCCUCGCCCUGGGGAAAGGUCAUUCUGCCUUUGGAUGAUGUUUGCAUCCCCUUUUGACCUCAGCCCCUUCCCUAUUUAGGAUGGAAGCUGGGGGGACCUCAAGCCUCGGUGUCUUCCCUCCACGUGCCCCAACCCCCCACCAUCACUCCCCUGGUUUGCUGCUGGCUCUGGUCUAAGGGAAGCCCCAUGUCUUAAAAAUGACAUGGGCUAUCCUAAAUCCUCAUGUGGGGAGGUGUGGCAGCCCCUGCGUGCCCCCUUGGGGCCAUCCCCAACCACCAAGGGCCAUCAUCGGCUCCAAGGGCCGACCUUGUUGCUGUGAGUUGGGCCUCACAGGGAGCUCUGAGGGGAGAGCACCUUGCUGCUGGGUGCUAGGGAGGGCUUGGAAGCCACUUGCCUGCCCAGGAAGAUGGAAACAGGGUUGGUGAAACCUGCCCUCUGCUUUCCUGCUGCGAUGAUGAACGUGCCGAUGUUGCCUUGACCUCGGCAGAGUGGGCGGUGGGGGGACUGAAGCUGGGGGGAGCAGAGCACA